Messenger RNA from Mytilinidion resinicola, 1941 nucleotides. RefSeq lists its product as uncharacterized. The transcript has 3 exons. Gene Ontology annotation, biological process: protein targeting to membrane; peptidyl-L-cysteine S-palmitoylation. NCBI's taxonomy places the organism in Eukaryota, Fungi, Ascomycota, Dothideomycetes, Mytilinidiales, Mytilinidiaceae. Bases 1 to 1590 code for a protein of 529 amino acids. The record is from RefSeq and is a predicted model, not a curated record. Gene Ontology annotation, cellular component: endoplasmic reticulum palmitoyltransferase complex; extrinsic component of endoplasmic reticulum membrane.
AUGAAAGCGUCGCCCGAUGCGAGCCUUGGGCCGCAGGGACGCUGCCGGCUGCGUUUAAGAGAACGGCAGCAUGAGGCGGAGGCGUUUGCGCUGCGGAGCCUGACGUCGAGCACCACCCGCCGAUUCCGGCUCUCGCUGCAGUUUCGUACUUAUCUUGCUGCUGCUGUCGUCCGUCUUGCCGUCGUCCUGCCCCUUUCACCUCGCACCUCAACGUCCACCGCCAGCCUCGCCCUCGCCCUCACUGCUGCUCCCACGUCUACGCGCCCGUUCUGCUGUCCUCCCGCUCGCGCCCACGCCUGCGUGCUCGCAACAACGGCGUCCCAGGCUCAAGCUGCCCCGUCGUCACCACCGCGUUCGACUGCGCCGGCCCGCUGGAGCUUGACCAACCGCAUCUUCAACUUCAACUUCCGCUCCUCGACCCCCCGCCCGCCAGCCUCGCGCCUGUGGAACCCCGUCAACUCGUCGCCGCGCACCCUCGCCCUCCCGAACCUCCCCAUCCACCACCCGCAGCUCCACCACCAGCCCCCCGAGGGCCGCGACGAGUACCCGCUGCUCACCCUGCCCGAGCAGCGCCGCAGCCGCAACAGCGUCGCACCGUCCUCCCUCGUCGUCGAGCGUAGCACAGGCGGCGAGAGCAGUCGCACAAGCAUCGGCCUGCCGCGAGACCGGCGAAGCCUAGCCGUCGACCCCGACGCUCCCACGACCCCCCGACUGCCCAUGGGCGUGGAGCAGAUGGCCGCGAAAGCCGCGGGCGUGGACGAUGUCCCUCUGCCCUCCACCAACACCAACGACCGGGAAUCCGGGCCGCGCCCGCUCAAAAACUCGACCUCCCGCGCCUCCCUCCCCCUCGACCGCCAGCCGUCGGUCGGAUCGCACCGCCGCUCGCUGGCCGGCACUGCGUCCGCCCCAGGCGACGACGACGCAAACUCGGACUACGAGUGGGGCCCCGCGCACCCCUGCUUCCCUCACCCGAACCCGCACGUGCCGCUGUCGUCGCCGCUGCACGCCUCGACGCGCAUCAUCCGCGUGCGGCGCGACUGGAUGGCGCACGGCGACCUGGGCCCCGCGUUCGCGAACCUGUACCCGGAGAUCCUGGACCCGCUGGUCUCUGAGGACGACUUCCGCGCCUUGAUCAAGCGGGUGAAUGACGAGCUGGCGGUGGCGUUUAACCCGACGAGCUGGCGCGCGUGGGUGGAUGCAUUGAUGGGGGUGGCGACGCUGUGGUUGUGGGAUGAUGUGGGGAUGAGCGCGGUGAAGGGGCGAUUGGCACGGUUGGAGGCGUGGCUGGAGCAGUGGAAUCGCGAUGUGGGGGAGAAGGAGGGGGUGCGGGUUGUGCCGUUGAGGAGGACGGGGUAUUUGACUCUGGAUAUCCAAAUCCCCGACCCCCAUAUCGGCCUCGACACCUCCUCCGCCUCGCGCCCCGGCACCCAUUCCCAUACCGACGAUCACCCCGUCUCGGCCACCCGCUCGAACAGCAGCCCGCGUAGCGCUACCGCGCCCCAGAUUCGUGCGGAGUUUGGCUCGUAUCCUAUCAACACGGAUAUGGGCAUGGGUCCCGCUAUGCCCCCAGCCAUUGAGAGCCGCUCCUAACUUCCCCCCCACCAAACAAAAAGCCCCCUUUCCUGAAUUAGUGGGAAACAGCCUCUGUAGCCGUUGUCUGUCUUUGUAGUGUAGCAUUAAGCAUGGUCGUUGAGGCGUCUUAUCUGUUUUUUUUGUAUCCAAUUUAACUGUCCGCAGCGUCUACGUUCAAUAUCUUUGUUUUCUUGUAUUAUUGUGGAGGAAAAAGUUUCGGGUACUGGUCUUUGGACAGAUCAUGGCUAGAGAAAGCGUGGAUAGGUGGGCCCGUGGAGGCAGGCGGGAGUAUAUACCCCUGGGAAUAGUGUUUAUUUGUGUUUAUGUAGUAGGGUGGGAGGUUGAGAAUAUAUCCAUUUGUUUUGUCAG